Marchantia polymorpha subsp. ruderalis is the source of this 5956-nucleotide messenger RNA. Lineage: Eukaryota; Viridiplantae; Streptophyta; Marchantiopsida; Marchantiales; Marchantiaceae. The record is from the annotation of a GenBank genome assembly.
GGCAUGUGAAAAAGCAGGCGAGUCAAAAAGCGUGGCGGAGUGGAAGGAGAGGAGGGGGUGAGUCGGGUGGGGUUGAAUCUGAUGCGCGCGGGAGGGGACGACAGUCGGUCUGCUUGCAGUGCGCGUAGUGGCAUCAUCGGAACAUAAAAGCGCCAUCGUGUGGAAGGCACAAAUUUCCACGGCAACUCCGGCAGCUGAUGGUGCAAGCAAUCCGAUGAUCGCGUCAUAAUGGUGCCGUUUUCCCCACCUUCAAACUGCCCUGAGCUAUGCUCGCCCCUGCUGCUUUCAUUGGCGCGGCCUCGCUCUUGCUUAUGCCAAUUCGCUGCGUUUGUGUGAGAUCUUUUGGGCCACUGUACCGACGAGCCGAGAGACCGAGAGAGGGGCAGUAGCACAUCUGGGGUAGUCGUUCGCUCUGGUACUAUUUCGCGAGGCUGGCUAUUGCAAGCGGAACUCCGGGGAAAAGGUUGGUGGUUGACUCGAGACGUUUUAGUUGUGGGAAUCCGUGGACGAGGUCGAUGGAGUGCGAGGGAAGGGAGCGGGGAUAGGUGGGUGGUGAACUGAAUAGGGUUUAAGAGCGAUCCAGGUUAGAGCGAAUAUGUCUUUGUACCAUCUGCCUUUGCUUUGUUGGCUGGAGUACAUAGGCGUGGAGCGUUUGGCAGUUCUUUCGUUUUCUGGAUAAUUGAAUUCAAAGACUCCUCAUGAGCCUACUCUGUCACUGUUGAAGGCCAAUGAACUUGUGUGAAGCAACUGAAAUCAAUAAAUGUUUUGAAGCAUCAGGAGUCAGCAGAUUCUUUUCCUUUAGCUGUGACUGAGGUUAGGCUGGAGAGCGGGAGCUCUGCAUGAGGAAUCGUUAACGCCUCAUGAAGCAGAUCUGAAUGGAGACUACAUGUGGAUCGUCCUACACAUGCAGGAAGAACUGUGAAAUCUAUUCGAAUUUGAUGUCACCCUGAGCAGAUAUACUUUUUGGUGUGGAUCAUCGUCACCCAUCAAAUUACAAAUUUCCUGUAAUUUAUUGUUAAGGGUAAUCGGCAGAUGUUUAGAAGUGUCUUGGAGGAUCAAUGGUGCCGCAACCUGGUCAUGGAGUGCCUGGAUAUAUAAUUCCCAGGAAGCGAGUAGGAGCAGGUGGUGGUGGCAUGUGGAUCCUGUCACACGGGAUCGACGUGACACUACCGGAAGAUCCAAGUAUGUGUAAGAACACAGGAGCAAGAGAUUUUGAAACUCCAGCUGCCUCCUAUUCCAACUUGGAUGUAAUGUGCAAUAAUGGAUUAGAAUCUUUUACAACAGGGGAUGUCGACAAAAAGUCACCAUUGAGUGGAGGCAAAGAGCCUAAAGCUUUUGAAGAAGAGGACACAGAAGGUGACCUCGAUCAGAUGAUUGAGGUGAACAUGAAGGAACUUUCACCUCCCGAAGAUCCUCCAGAGGAUCCCUAUGUGCAAGAUCCAAUUUUACUUGAGGAAUAUGGCAUUGAGGAUGAGAGUCUGCAUCCGAAUUUAUGUAUGCGUCAGGAUGGGGAUGUGCUCGUGGGAGGGGUGGAAAAUGCGUAUGAUGAUGACGAGCUGGAUGGUGAGGAGGAGGAAACUUCUCCUGCAGUGGAUGUGAAAUCUGUUACUUUACCUGGAGAUGAAGAUGAGCCGGACAUGGGAUUUGAGGAAAUGUAUUCUCUUCUGGAGCGUCCGAUGGACCAAGACUCUGCAGAAAUAUCCACGAAUACGAUGGAUGACAUCGAUAUUACAGUUCAAGGAGCUUCCGGAGAGGCAAUGGAUUUGCAUGAGGGGAGUGUUAGUGAUGGUCUGUCGUUGUUUUUGUCUCCUUACAACGAAGCUGCCACCAAGUUCGUUGCGGAAUCACCAAUUCAGGGAACCAAUGAGAUUGAGUUCCUCUUUCUUCCAUCUUCUGCUCAGGAGGCUUUGCAGUCAGGAACCGGGCCGCCUGUCCGACCAACAAAUGAGCAAGACUUCCUGUCACUCUCUUCAUCUGCACAAGAGUCUUCCCAGGGAGCCUCGGAGAGUUUCUUUAGACAGUCAGAGAACGAUUCUUAUCUCUUGCUGUCUUCACCUGACGAAGGGUCUUGGCAUUCGACUCCAAAUAAACUCUUCAACGGAUACGAAGGCGUCACAAGUCCAACGAGACCUAACGAACGUAGUUUCAAGAAUCCUUCUUAUGAAGUGGUGGCAUCAGACACGUUUAAUUCUAUGGGACUUUCUCAAUCUGUGGGGUCGAGUUCUCAAAUCGAUCAUGAAAGGCCUAUACAAACUUACGGUUCUGUCCUCGCUUCAUCUACAAAGUUUCCUGGCACCAUAGCUGCUCUUGAAGGAUCAAGUAUGUUAUGUCCCACCAGUAGAAGCACUGGCAGGUUCAACAAAGCAGCUUCUGUACCGAGUUCCUACGUCGAUCUCACGGAGGAUAGUGACGAAGACGAUGUUGUCGAAUUUUCAAAUUCUUCUACUCAUGCAGGCGUUCUAGGAAAACGAAGGCCAGAAGAUAUUUAUGAAAUUGAGAGAAGGAAAAGACUGGCCACUGCUGGGAGCUCUGAACCUUGGAUAGAGAAUAGAUCUAGACCAAAGAGUAUGGGAUCAGUGUACGCUGAGGAUUGGAGACAACCUUUUCAGAAGGAUCUCAAGAUCAGGCAUAUGCAUUCGUUUGGAGUUGUAGAUCCGCGUCCUUUACAUUGGGACAUUCCUCCCGGCCCUUCGUACUAUCCGCAAGAUAGUUCUUCAUUGAUUUCGAGUUUCAAUUCUAACAUGGUUGGAGGCAGGAAUGUUCACUUUUCAGAUAGGGGAGGUUCUGGGCAUGGGAACUUAUCUUUUGAUGUGGACCACAAGAGACAAUCUUUUGGUCAGUCAGUCACAAUCCUUCAUUCCAGCCAGGGAGGAUUGCUGAAUAAUCAUUUUGCUGUUCCUCGGGAGGAGAAAGCUGGGAAGGCUUUGAAAGCUGUGUUGCAACAGACAGCAAUGGUUGAUAACAACAAGGAAACCACUCCAGAACCCGGUCUUCUUUCUGUACAACUUUUAAAACACCAGAGAAUAGCCUUGAACUGGAUGGAGGAGCGAGAAGCCAAGAAGGGUCUGCCUUACGGUGGAAUUUUGGCUGACGAUCAGGGACUGGGCAAGACAAUUUCAACCAUCUCGCUUAUUCUCAAGGCAAGGGCACCACUUAAGAAAGCUGCGGAAGCAUCGGGUUCUCCACCGCUUGAAUCUGCUACGGUUGAUUUAGAUGACGAUGAUGACGUCCAUACGCUUGGAGGGAGUUCAGUAAAUUCAUCAACUGCCGGUGAGAAGAAUGACACCAACUUGCACUUGAAUGAGGGCACCCUAGAGAAAGCAAUGAAGCCGGGAGGUAAAAAGGCUCAGGAAGAAGUUAAGCACACUGGUAGCAAGGGUAGGCCAGCUGCCGGAACACUUGUGGUAUGCCCCACUAGUGUUUUAAGACAGUGGGGACAUGAGCUCAAGGAGAAGGUUACUCAACUAGCUGACUUGUCGGUAUUAGUGUAUCAUGGUAGCAAUAGGACGAAAGAUCCCGAAGAACUUGCUAAGUAUGAUGUUGUCUUAACGACAUAUUCUAUCGUUAGUAUGGAAGUCCCGAAACAGCCUUUGCCAGACGAGAGGGAUCUUGAUAAGAAGAACCCGAGCGACUUUGAUGUACCUCCCCCUUUUCGUACUUCUAAACCCAAGAAGCCCAAGAAGACUACUGAUAAUGGCAAGAAGGGAAGGAGCAAUGGCAAGGGAAGGCUUGUUGAGGGUGAAAAUGGGUCCGUUGACUCGGGUCCUCUUGCCAGAGUAAAUUGGUUCAGAGUUGUCUUGGAUGAAGCUCAAAGUAUAAAGAAUGCGAGGACUCAGGUCGCACGAGCUGCUUGGGGUUUAAGGGCCAAAAGGAGAUGGUGUCUGAGUGGAACUCCUAUACAGAACGCCGUCGAUGACCUCUACAGUUAUUUUCGCUUCUUGAGAUACGCCCCGUAUGACGGAUACAAAACCUUUCGUGAGAAAAUCAAGGAUCCAGUCACUCGGACUCCUGCAGAGGGAUACAAGGCGUUACAGAGUUUACUAUCGGCUGUCAUGUUGAGGCGAACGAAAGACACACUUAUAGACGGAAAGCCCAUCGUCAAUCUACCUGAAAGAAUUGUGACACUGAAGCAAACGGAGUUCAGUGAAGAGGAGAGAGCGUUCUACACGAAUCUUGAGACCGAAUCAAGGAAGCAAUUUCAGGAUUAUGCAGAAGCGGGUACUUUGCAAAGCAAUUACGUCAACAUUUUGUGGAUGCUUCUCCGACUUCGUCAAGCUUGUGAUCACCCGCUUCUUGUCAAGGGGCACAAGACCCAAGGUGCUCAAAAGGUUGUCAUGGAAUCGGCCCGUGCUCUUCCACCAGAGAAACGCGUACAACUCCUCAAUCUUCUGGAAAGCAACAGAGCGAUAUGUCCAAUUUGCAAUGAUCUUCCCGACGAGGCGGUUGUGUGUAUAUGCACGCACAUUUUUUGUAGGCAGUGUAUCUCGGAACAGUUGGCUACUGGCGAUGAUAACUGCUGUCCAAUCCCAAAAUGCAGGAAAGCAUUGAAUUUGUCCCUGGUGUUCACUUUAGCAUCCUUAAAGAGCUGUGACGUGGAUGACGGUAAUAGCACCACAAACUCUCUGAUUGUUGAAGGAACAUCAGAAGACUGCCACAAUCUUGAAGAAACAGGCUGGAAAACCUCCUCCAAGAUCAAUGCUGUGAUUGACACUCUGAGUUCUCUCCCUAAAAUCACCGUUGUUGUAGAGAAUGGCAAGGUUGUGGCAGAAGUAAGCAAAGAUCUCGAAGAUGUAAAACUUGUAGAUACUUCAAAUGUUAGAUUAGCAAACCUUCAGCCGGCUUUCUCUGAAAUUGUUCCCUCGACAGAAGUCAAGAAUCUAAAAACCGAUGUCAAGGUAGAAAACGUUCCAUGCUCUUCGGGAAGUAGAGAGAUAUCGGAUACGUCAACCGAACAGAUGCUGGAAGACAACGCGGGAGUCAAGGUGGAAGUUAUUACAACAGACCCCGUUAACUGUAAAGAUUUAGUCACCAGAGUUUUUGUUCAGUCGACAGAGAAAGCCAUAGUGUUUUCACAAUGGACAAGUAUGCUGGAUUUGCUGGAAGUUAGCUUGAAGCAAGCCAAGUUCAAUUACAGGAGGCUUGACGGUACUAUGUCUGUUUUGGCUCGAGAUCGGGCGGUCGCUGAGUUCAAGACUUUGCCUGAGGUUACGGUGAUCAUAAUGUCGUUGAAGGCGGCGAGCUUGGGCUUGAAUAUGGUCGCUGCCUGCCAUGUUCUAUUGUUGGACGUCUGGUGGAACCCGACCACGGAAGAUCAAGCUAUCGAUCGAGCUCAUCGUAUUGGGCAAACGCGGACUGUCCGGGUUUCUCGUUUCACUGUCAGGAAUACAAUCGAAGACCGUAUUUUGGCUUUGCAGGAGCGAAAGCGGCAGAUUGUUGCAUCAGCAUUUGGUGACGGCGAAGCUGGAGGACAGAAAACCACUAGACUCUCUGCUGCAGAUCUUGAAUAUCUUUUCCAUAUAUGAGUUAUUUUUCGGUGUUACACGCGCAUCGAUUGACAUACCAGAGUUACUUGUGCCCAUAAUUUUGAAUCUUCACAGGUGGACUUGGGAGGCAGAAGUUUUGUUGGUCCCUCCCCACCCCUAGUCCGAUGGGCAGGACCUGGAAUAGCAAGUGAUCAGCUCAUGAAGGAAUGAAUUCUCAAGAUCACGGCAUACAUUUUACGCAGGGGAUCGAGGGUUAGGUCAUGUACGGAAAAGCUUUGUGCUUGAUGCGCAAGGCGAUGCUGUAGCGUAGACAGUAGCAGCAACAAUUUUUGUUGGAAGUUAGCCCUGUUUUCCAAAAGAAGAUGGACCAGUGAAGGGAUCUCAGUGGAAACUCUGUGAUGUUGGAGGUUUCAGGGCUUUAUGUGUUAAGAAGCUCUUCAUGUUUUAAAGGAAAGGAGAACCACGAUUUGAGC